Molecule: messenger RNA, 1316 nt
Organism: Eruca vesicaria subsp. sativa (arugula)
Lineage: Eukaryota; Viridiplantae; Streptophyta; Magnoliopsida; Brassicales; Brassicaceae
Source: the annotation of a GenBank genome assembly
AUGGGAUCAAGCUCUUGUCUUAAGCAAGGUUCAAUGUCAAUGGACAAUGCUCACAUUACACCUGAAGCAACCUAUGAAGCUGUGGUUGCAGAUCCUAAACUGUUCAUGGGUUCCUUGGAGAGACUACAUUCUCAAUUGGGUACUAAAUUCAUGGUUCCCAUUAUUGGAGGGAGAGAUUUGGACUUACACAAGCUUUUCAUCGAGGUAACCUCUCGUGGUGGAAUCAAUAAGAUACUUCAUGAAAGGAGAUGGAAAGAAGUUACUGCUACAUUUGUCUUUCCUCCAACAGCAACAAACGCAUCCUUUGUCCUGCGCAAAUACUACUUCUCACUGCUUAACAAUUAUGAGCAAAUCUAUUUCUUCAGAUCUAAUAGCCACAUUCCUUCAGACUCUCUCCAGAAUCCAUCUUCUGGAGUGGGACUUACACAGGGAACCAUAAGACCUCCACAGGAACUUCAAGCUAUUGCACCACAACCAAGGAUUGAUUCUGGAGGAGCUUUAACUGGUCCAAAUGUGACUGGAGUGAUCGAUGGGAAAUUCGAAGAUGGUUACCUUGUAACUGUAACAAUGGGAACAAAGCAGCUUAGAGGAGUUCUCUAUGAACUUCUUCCACAAGUUCAGCAACAGAGUCAUGGCUCUUUCCCCAACACUUAUCAUGUCAAUCCUCAAGGGGUUACUACAAAGCGUCGCAGGAGAAGAAAGAAGUCAGAGAUCAAAAGACGUGACCCUGCUCAUCCCAAACCCAACAGAAGUGGUUAUAACUUCUUCUUCUCCGAGCAGCACGCUAGGCUGAAACCUCUUAACCCUGGUAAGGAUAGGGAGAUCAGCAGGAUGAUUGGUGAACUCUGGAACAAGCUUAAUGAACAAGAGAGAUUGGUUUACCAAGGGAAGGCAAUGGAGGACAAAGAGAGGUAUCGAAUUGAAAUGGAAGAGUAUAGAGAGAAGCUUAGGACAGGACAGCUGAUAAGUAACGCUGUUCCACUGCAGCAGAUGCUUCCAGAGCAGAACCUAGACAUGGCUGAAGGAGGUGAUCUUCCAAUAGAAGAGGAAGAAGGUGAUUCAAGUGGUUCCUCAGGAGAAAGUGAGUCGCAUGAUGAUCCUGAACUGGAGGAAGAGCCAUCUCAGAAUCCUUUAGGUCUAAACCUUAACCCUAAUCCGAGUGAGGUAGUGCCAGUGGUGGCUCCUAAGGAGAAAACGGAUGAUGUUGUGAUGGAAGCAUCUGUAAUGAAGAAACCUGAAGAGCCGAGUGUGGUGGUUGCUGCUGAACAGAAGUGAAGAUUCUUCUCUUGUUUCUUUUUCUAUUUGCUAUUUUUUUC